AUGUCCACUUACGUCCUCACAGGAACAUUCACGCCCGACCGAACCCUCACCGAGACCUCUGCCCGCGAGAUCUGCACCUACUUCGCCACCUUUCUCCGCAGUAAGCACUACAAGGCCUACGAGGUCUGGGCAGGCUACCGACCCAAAGACAGGGCGUGGCGGUUCCUCGUUGCCCUGCGCGGCCCCGUGCGCAAGAUGCCUGACCUGACGGUCCUCAACGAGGUGCAGGAUCUCUUUGACGGGUACGUUGCCAAAGAAACGGGUCAGACGCGAUGGGUCGAGGCGCUGGAGGAUCCGUAUUGCUGGGAUGUGGAGGGGUGGGUUGAUUGGGGGAGGGGGAAGACGGUGGACAAAGAGAAGGAGAAAGAGGAUGGGAAAGGUGGGUCGGGGUCGAUAGAGUCUUUGACCAUGUUGUCAUGUGACGCGGUCUUGGGUGAGGUUUUUUGA
Aspergillus calidoustus is the source of this 447-nucleotide messenger RNA. The record is from the annotation of a GenBank genome assembly. NCBI's taxonomy places the organism in Eukaryota, Fungi, Ascomycota, Eurotiomycetes, Eurotiales, Aspergillaceae.